Molecule: messenger RNA, 1189 nt
Organism: Nerophis ophidion (straightnose pipefish)
Lineage: Eukaryota; Metazoa; Chordata; Actinopteri; Syngnathiformes; Syngnathidae
Gene: mpv17
Product: mitochondrial inner membrane protein MPV17
Exons: 8
Coding region: 193-1023 (276 amino acids)
Cellular component (GO): extracellular region; cytoplasm; membrane
Molecular function (GO): hormone activity
Source: RefSeq, a predicted model, not a curated record
ACGUUUGAAUCUGUCACUAGGGGGCGACAAUGUUCCUUCUUUCACGGCGGAAGUGAAGCAAGGUUAGUUCCGGUGAGUCCUUCACUGGCAAUAGGAAAUAACGUGCAAUGGGUACUGCGCGUUAAACAUCCAGGAUUACAGAUGACACCAGAGAGUUCCCAUUGUGCUCAUUGACGUCUGUGGAGCGGAAGGAUGGCGAGUUUGUGGCGGUCCUACCAGGUGCUGAUGGGACGCCACCCCUGGACUGUGCAGAUUGUGACUGCAGGCUCGCUAGUGGGCGUGGGCGACGUCAUCGCCCAGCAGCUGAUUGAGAGGCGCGGAGUCGCCGGUCACAACGUACGUCGCACCGCCAAGAUGAUGGGCGUCGGCUUCUUUUUUGUGGGUCCCGUCAUUGGAAGCUGGUACAAAGUUCUGGACCGACUGGUGGCGGGAGGAAGCAAGAGUGCUGCGUUCAAGAAGAUGACGGUGGAUCAGUGUUCUAAACGGACUGACAGUGGAGGAGAACGUCGCCAAGAUGCGCAGGGUGAGAAUGAUUCAUGGGUACCUCCACCAAGGAAAAGGACUAUACAGAUGCUCUCAUCGCCAACUAUUAUCUGUGGCCGCCUGUGCAGAUGGCCAACUUCUACUUCAUCCCGCUCCACUACAGCCAUGAAAUCAGCGUCGCUGCUUCUGCUCCUCUUCUCCUCGGUGCUACUCCCUCCCGCCGCCAGCAGAGGGCGCCCCCUCUUGGACAACACGCUCCAGCCAGGCCAGGUGCUUCUCAAGGCGGCUUCAGCCGGGGACAGCAGUGCCGCCCGCCUGCUGGGCUUCAGCAUCCCCAAACAUUUUCUUGGGAAGGAGGAUUAUGAUGAUAAUAACGUUGAAGCGGAGGAGGGGCAGCUUCAGAAGCGCAACGAAGACGCGCCAAUCUCCAUCGACUUGACCUUUCACCUCCUGAGGAACAUGAUCCACUUGGCCCGGACGGAGAAGCAGAGGCAGAGGGCUCACUUCAACCGCAAAGUGCUGGAUGAGGUCGGCAAGUAACAGUCAUCACGCCGUCGUCGUCCUCCUCUUUUACGCACGCUCGCUUCCUCUUAACGUAAAUAUUGUACAUAACAUGAAUAUUAGAGCUGGAAAUGUGAAAGUUUAAGGUUUAUGUCACAUGAUGAAUGUCUGUUGAAAUGAUUAAAGCCGUUUUCACAAUGCAAAA